Strongylocentrotus purpuratus (purple sea urchin) is the source of this 2348-nucleotide messenger RNA. RefSeq lists its product as uncharacterized. Bases 18 to 824 code for a protein of 268 amino acids. Lineage: Eukaryota; Metazoa; Echinodermata; Echinoidea; Camarodonta; Strongylocentrotidae. The record is from RefSeq and is a predicted model, not a curated record. The transcript has 3 exons.
GCAGCAUUGACUUGUUGAUGGAGAAAAGGUCACAAGUAGUCAAUGAUGGAAAUCCCUACUUGUUUGCAAACCCCGAUGGAAGAGGCCACUUGAGAGCAACUGAUACAGUGCGAAAUCAUGCCCAAAAGUGUGGAGCAAAGUAUCCAGAUCAGCUUAGAUUGACAAAACUCAGGAAGCACAUUGCUAUCAGCUCUCAGAUCAUGAAUUUGAAGGAUAAUGAAGUGGACAUUUUAGCCACCUUCAUGGGCCAUGACAUAAGAACCCACAGAGCCUACUACCGCCUGCCAGAUGCGUCACUGCAAGUAGCAAAGAUUUCUAAAGUACUCUUCAGCAUGGAGAAGGGAGACCUAAAGGCAAUGGCAGGAAAGACGUUGGAUGAUGUUCGUGUAGAUGCAGAUGAAGAAUGCAACAUAGAUCCAGAUGUUGAUGAUGAUCCUGACAACGAAGUGAACAGGCCCGAUGAUGCUGUUUUGAUGGAUGAGAUGUCAGACAAAGAAAAUGAAGGUAUGAGCAUGCCGCAGCAAAGCAGAAAGAAGAGUGACCAAGUUGCAAACAAGGAAAGUGACCGUGGUGCCAGCAGAAAGAAAAGGAGUAUCAGACAAUCUUGGACAGCUGAAGAAAAAAAAGCAAUACACAGACACUUUAAAGAAGAACUACGCUCACGCCAACUGCCCGGUAAAGAAAAAAUAAUGAAGUACUGCAAGAUGGAUGCAGACCUGAAGGGUCGUACUAAAAGGUGGACAACAGUCAAAGAUUUCAUUAGAAACCAAAUUAGAAGACAAAUCCACUGGAUUUUUAGUGAAUUUUCAACCUGUUAUGAGUGAAAUUAAUCAUGUUCAUCACACUCCGCAAUUUUGGAUGAAAUCUUUUCAGGUACUGACAUGCGUAAAAUGUGGUUGCUUCUUAUUCAUAUAACCCACUUACUGGUUUCCUUGAUGAAGGGCUGUGCUUUGGAAGAGGUGCACCUUUAUAUAGGUUAACAGUUAACUCCAUGGCCAGGAAGCAUACUGUGUGUAAAGCAGUGUAUGGUUCUGCAAGUCAAAUGGGAACUUAAUAGGAAAAACUUAAUUACCUGCCCAGUUGGUCAGGGCCAGGGAGUAGACUUGUGUCUAACAGUAUGUAUACUGUAUAGAAGAUUGUAAGGCAAAUGGGAACUUUUGUGCUAAAGUUGUUUGAUAAGCCCCAGUUUGCCAGGUUAACGUUUUGCAGUUUAAAUGAUGACUUACAGGUCAAUUUUAUCAGCUCCCAUAUCACCAGAUGGUCAACGUCAGUGAGCAUCACAUGUGUAACAAUGUGCAUAAAGGUUUACAGGUCAAACUCCAACUUUGCUCACUUCCCCUAGAUUAGGUUCAUGGUUGAUAGGACUCGUGAUAGGACUAGAUGUAUAAUGUUUUCCAUAUCAACUGGGAAUUAAGAGCCAACUGUGAUCAGGUCCUCAGUUGGCUUAGACCAUGACAAGGAAGCAUCCACAUGUGUACACUAUGUAAAAUAAAGUUUGCAGGUCAAAUAGGGACUUUAGGCCAACUUUGCUUGGCUCCCCAGUUAAAUAGGCCAGUAUGUAAUGUUUUGCAAUCAACUAGUGACUUAUGGGCAAUUUUGAUCAGGUCCUCAGUUGGCUUGGGUCCGAUUACCAGGAAGCAUCCGCAUGUGUACAUUGUGUGAAAGUUAAGUUUGUAGGUCAAAUGGGCACUUUUGGUCAACUUUACUUGGCUCACCAGUUGAUCAGGGCCAUGAUGACUCGUCAAAGGACCGCUAUGUAUAAUGUUUGGAUUUAAGAGCCAACUGUGAUGAUCGAGGUCCUCAGUUGGCUAGUUCCAGCUGAUGAGGAAGCAUCCACAUUGUGUAAACUAAAGUUUGCACGUCAAAUGGGGACUUAUGGCUAACUUGACUCGUCAAAGGCCCGCUACUUGCAAAAUUUAGAUUUUUAAGUACAUUGCAGAUCAAAUGGGACAUAGCUACCACCUUUGAUCCUCAAUUAGUCAAGGCCAGGUGAAGUCCCAUGAAAUUGAAAAUUGUGUAAAAAGUAACAUGUCUAAUUUUGAUUUAUGAGACAACUUGGUUAGCAGUUGGGUUUUGACUGUUGGUCAAUUACCAUGGACCUUUGGCCUUUAUUAGACUUUAUAAAUAUCUCACCACUCUUGUCCAAUUUCAUCUAAGUUUGGACCCUUUUUUUCAAAAAAAUCAUCAAAAAGUAGACCAUUUGCCCCUUUUGUGAAAUUUAAUCAGGUCCUCGCACUCAGCUAUUGGGUAGGGCCAGAUAACCAUUAAAGCAUAAUCAUGUGUUCAAUGUGUUUCUAUUAAGUUAUGUCUGCAGAUCAAAUGGGACUUUGUACCAUCUAUGAUCAGAU